GGCGGCUGAGGCCGGCUCUGCUGCGCCCGUCUCGGGUCGCCAGCCGUCCCCCUGAGCCGCCGCCGUCAUGCUGCUGCCCGUGUUCACCCUGAAACUGCGCCACAAAAUCAACCCCCGUAUGGUGGCCGUAGGGCGCUACGAUGGGAUUCAUCCAUGCCUGGCAGCUGCCACCCAAGCGGGCAAGGUUUUUAUUCACAAUCCUCAUAAACGGAGCCAGCAUUUCAGUGUGUCCAGAGUCUUGCAGAGCCCCCUGGAGUCCGAUGUUUCGCUUCUCAACAUUAACCAGGCAGUCAGCUGCCUGACUGCAGGAGUGCUGAACCCUGAACUUGGCUAUGACACUCUGUUAGUGGGGACACAGACUAACCUUUUGGCUUAUGAUGUCUACAAUAAUUCAGAUUUGUUCUACAGAGAGAAGAGAAAAGAACAUUGUAUUUUAGACGACUAUUUUGAAAAUUGAGGUAACAUUAAUUUAUAGCAUUAUAUAGGUAUUAGGUGAUACCUGACUCAGUUGAAUUGGUUUAUCCAGGUUUUUUUUACUAAGUGUAUAUAUAAUUGAUUUUUUUUUCUUUUUACAAAAUGGUAUCAUACUGUAUAAGUGUAGCCUUUUACUUUUUUCCUGUAAUAGCUACAUUAAGAUAUAAUUUCUAUACCAUACAAUUCAGUGGUUUUAGUUUAUCCAGAGAGUUGUACAGCCAUCACUACAAUCAAUUUUAGAAAAUUUUCAUUAUCCCAAUAGAAGCCCAAGCCCAUCAGUAGACACCUCCCAUUUUCCCUCAACUUCUCAUCCUUAGACAACCACUCAUCUACUUUCUGUCUCUAUAGCUUUGCCUAUUCCGGGUUUUUCAUAUAAAUGACAUCAUAUAAUAUGUGGCCUUUUGUCACUGACUUCUUUCCCUUAACGUAAUAUUGCCAGGCUUGAUCCUUGUGGUGGCAUGUACUUCAUUCUUUUUGGGACUGAAUAAUAUUUUGUUGUAUGUAUAUACCAUGUUUUAUUAUCCAGUUGUUAGUUAAUGGACAUUUGGGUUGUUUCCAUUCCAUGGCCUUUUUAUUCAAUAUUAUUUUGUGAACAUCUUUAUAUGAGGUAUCUCUAUAUCUAUGUUUUAUUCUUAUUGAUUGCAUAGUAUUUCAUUGUGUUAAUAUAUCAAAAUUUGUUUAAUUCCAUAUAGCUGCAUAUUUAUGUUAUUUCCAUAGUUCAUACUUUGAUAUGCUCAGAUUUUUGCCAGUUUCUCUAUUUCCUAAGAUAAGUUCCUAGAAAAGCAAUUACCUUUUUUUUUUUGGUAUUUUUUAUUUGGGUAAAAUGUACAGUGAAAUGCACAGACCUUAAACUAUACGACAUUUCCAUCACUUAGAAAAUGUUUUUGUGUCCUGUGCCAGGAAAUUUCUGUUCUCCAUAGACAAUCACUGUUGCUCUGAUAGCUAUAGAUUAGCUUUCCCUAUUCUUGAAUUUCACACAAAUGGAAUCAUACAGAAUAUAUUCUUUCUUGUCUGGCUUCUUUCACUCCAUGUAUUUGUAAAAAUCAUCCAUGUUGUUGCUCAUGACUUUAGUUCUUGUUCAUUGCUGAGUGGUAUUCCAUUGUGAGACUAUAUCAUAAUUGCUUAUCUGUUCUUUCAUGAUAGACUUGUGGGAGGGACACUGGAGCUGUUAAUAGUUUUUGACCUCUAUGAAUAAAAUUGCUAUAAACAUUUUUAUAUGAGUCUUUUGUGGCCUUUUUUUUAAAGAUUUAUUUAUUUAUGCAUACAGGAACUGGGGUGUAGGCCAGAGGUGUGGGGGAUGAGAGAAUUCACCAGAGACAGAGUGGGGAGCAGAACAGGCAGAUCUACCGAAAUCCACUGCUGAGGGGAGCAGCGGGUGAGACAGGCGAGGUCUGCUAUGCCAUGUGGGUUAGCUCCUUGGCCAGGGAUUAAACUCAUGUUGCAGUGGCUGGCAAUAGCUUAAUAGUGCUGUGUCUUUAACCCCUGCACCACAAGGGAGGCCUAGUGGACAUAUGUUUUAAUAUAUCUUGAGUAAAUACAUAUGAGUGGUUGUAUCAUCUUACCCUUCCAUCAGAAGAGUAUGAGAGUUCCAGUUGUCCCAUAUUCUUUGUAAUUUUUGGUGCUAUGUCUUUUAAUUUUAGCCAUUUUAUUUAUUUACUUAUCUUAAAGAUUUAAUGUUUUAAUGUUAAGUAGUAUCUCAUUGUGGUUUCAUUUUGCAUUUCCUC
Talpa occidentalis (Iberian mole) is the source of this 2198-nucleotide messenger RNA. RefSeq names its product Bardet-Biedl syndrome 2 protein homolog. NCBI's taxonomy places the organism in Eukaryota, Metazoa, Chordata, Mammalia, Eulipotyphla, Talpidae. The transcript is spliced from 3 exons. Gene Ontology annotation, cellular component: ciliary basal body; membrane; neuron projection. Bases 68 to 457 code for a protein of 129 amino acids. The record is from RefSeq and is a predicted model, not a curated record. Gene Ontology annotation, biological process: non-motile cilium assembly.